AUGGGCUCAUCUGUCUCGAAGCACGACAGCAAAGAAGCACUUCAGCUCUGCAAGGGUCGGCUCAAGUACAUUGUACAAGCAAUUGAUGCAAGAUAUGCCCUUUCUGCUGCUCACCUGUUAUACGAGCAAUCUCUGCACAAUGUUGGGAUUGCUUUGAGGCAGUUUGUGGAGUCACACAAUGACGGUGAUCUGGGGAAGUCUCCUCGCUCUUCACCAUCCCCAUUGCAACCUGCAGACGGUGCUAAGUUUUCACCAGUACUGGUACCCGGUAGUUUUGAUGUUAGUUGCAUGAGGUCAGAGAUAAGCCCAUCCUUGACAGUGAGAGUCAACCCAAAUGAUGCUAGCUUUAGCAAAGAAGGGCAGCCCAUUCCUAUUUCAUGUCCAUCACCGCUGUCCUCGGACGUUUGCUCCUCAUGGGAUUUCUUUGAUCCAAAUGAUGUGAUUCAAAAUUCUGCAUCCCAUGUUCCAGAGAACAGCGUGAACAGUAGAGUGGGAAGUUUGGAGGAUUUUCGCCACACAAAUGAAAGGGAUUUGGCUUCCUCGAUAGGAGAUACGAGUCAAAUAGCUGAGAUACAAGAAGAACUGGGUACAUAUGGAUGUAAACAAGUGGAUGAUAAUUAUGACAGUCCUAAUUUGAAUAACAAUGAUUGUAAUGAAAUUGAGAUUGCUGGUAUGCAUUUACCAAAUGAUUCGAGCUCGAGCUUAAUGAAAGGACAUGAUCAAGUGCGGACGCUGGUUGAAGAGGGGCAGAAUCCUAUAUGUAUGGGCAAUAAUGGAAAAAAUGAUGCCUACUAUAACAAGGCUAAUGUACCCAAUGGAUCUAGUGAAAGGGGAGAAAACAAGGGCAAUUUUCUGUCCGAUGUCAAAGAACUUGAGCAUCUAUUUACUAGGGCAGCUGAGUCUUGCCAUGAGGUCUCCAAGAUGCUUGAGACAAGGAAGAUUCGACUCGGCGUUUCUUCCCAGUUAACAGGGAAAUCAUCCGGUGCACUUUCUCUGUCAUCAUCCUUGGUCUGUUGCAAAGCCGGAAAUGCAGCAUCCCAUGAAUUAGAGCAGCAUGCCACAAAAGUAAUCGCUAGGAACCGGUCACUUUCAUCACGAUCAUCGUCAUCUAAGAACCCGCUACUCUUGUCAGCUCAACAGGAUGAUGACUCUCCCGAAAGCUGUAGCGAUUUUGUUGAAGAGUUUGGUAUGAUUUCAGGAAGCCAUGCAUCCUCUUUAGAUAGACUCUAUGCUUGGGAAAGAAAGUUGUAUGAUGAGUUAAAGAGCAGUGAACCAGUCGAGAAGAUAUAUGACAAAAAGUGUGGUCAGUUACUCCACCAGUUUGCAAGGGAUGCAAAUGUUAGGCAAGUUGACAAAACUCGAGCCACUGUCAAAGAAUUGUAUUCGCGACUUAUGGUACGGAAGGAAGUACUAUACAUAAUUUCAAAAUUAAUCGAGAAGUUACGAGAUGAAGAGCUGCAGCCCCAACUUCUUGAAUUAUUACAAGGGUUGAUGCGCAUGUGGAGCAUGAUGCAGGAAGUUCACCAAAUGCAGCAGAUCAUUAUCUCACUGGCAGAUACAAAAUCCUCAUCAGUAUCUCCCCCAAGCGAGUCGCACAAACAUACCUUGAUGAACCUUAUCACCGAGUUGGAAUUCUUCUACACCAGUUUGAUAAACUGGGUUGAUGCUUACAAAAGCUAUGUGGGUGGUCUUCACUCCUGGCUACAGAAAUGUGUGGUGGAACCACGACAUCCCUCACGGGGAAGAAGGCUGACCCUCUCACCUCGUGAACACCUUGCUCCUCCCCUAUUUGUUCUCUUUGAAGAUUGGUCCACAGGAAUCUCAUCUCUCCCAUCUGAAGAGCCAUGGGAUUCCAUCAAAAACCUUAUAGCUGAUCUCAAGAAAAUGUACAAGCACCAGGCAGAACAUAAACUAGCAAAGAAGAAACCUUCAGACAGUGGGGUAGACGCCAACACAGGCAAAUCAGUUGCAGAUGGUGGGAAAUCAGAGACUGAAUCAAAGCUGGCAACCCUGCAGGACGGUCUAACCACAAUGUUUAGUGGACUGUCGGAGCUGUCAGGCGCCAUGGCCAGCCUGUCUGAAAAUGUGAAACGAGAGACAGAGAUUGCCCAGGAGGCGUAUACCAUUGGUCGUCGAUAG
Molecule: messenger RNA, 2139 nt
Organism: Brachypodium distachyon (stiff brome)
Lineage: Eukaryota; Viridiplantae; Streptophyta; Magnoliopsida; Poales; Poaceae
Product: nitrate regulatory gene2 protein
Exons: 5
Coding region: 1-2139 (712 amino acids)
Source: RefSeq, a predicted model, not a curated record